This is a messenger RNA of Drosophila ficusphila, 827 nucleotides long. Its product is annotated as dnaJ-like protein 60. The transcript has 4 exons. The record is from RefSeq and is a predicted model, not a curated record. Lineage: Eukaryota; Metazoa; Arthropoda; Insecta; Diptera; Drosophilidae. The coding region runs from base 122 to 784 and encodes 220 amino acids.
AAUCGGUCAUCAAAAGCCCUGGGAACAGCUGUUUUUGUUAUGAUAAAGUUGUUUUGAAAAAUCUGGCUUAAAAUUAUGGUUUUUGCCACAGAUAAAAAUAAUUAAUAGGAACUAGCUAACAAUGCUGAGGUUGUGUCUCUCCCCACGAACAGCAGGUGGCUCUUAUAUGCGUAAUUUUUCCCACGAAAAACAAAAAAAAGCGGAAACACAUUAUGAGGUUCUGAAUGUACGUAGGGAUUGCACUUCCCGAGAAGUCCGCGAUGCCUUUGUCCAGCUAUCCAAGUUGUAUCAUCCAGAUGCCAAGAGCAAUGCUGUUUGUCCUGAGAGAACCGCUCGGUUUGUUCAGAUUUCUGAGGCCUAUAAAACCCUGAUAAAGCCGCAGAAGCGAAGGGACUACGAUGACAGCCUGUUGUGGCAACCGAGUCGAUCGGAUCGAAGUCCUGUAGGCGAUACCGGUAAUCCCGGCCAGCCGUGGGAUGUGAAACCUAACUAUGAUCCCAAUCCAGGACCCUACUAUGGCAUCCGGGGUCUAAAGAGGGUCUCUAACUGGCAAGUUGCGCUUGUUUUAAUGGCUCUCGGGGUUUUAGGUGCUGUUUUUGGCUUCACCUCCGUCAGGACCUCUUUUCGAUUAAAUCGCCAGAGCCAAGAUGAAAUCUCCGCAGAGGCGAAUUCCCACCACGCAGCCGUUGUGGCAGAUGCGCAAAAGUACGGAAACGAGGAGCAGGUACGGCGCAUGGUUGACCGAAUGUCCAGGAGUCCUUUCAACCAAACAUCGGCUAAGUGAAAUCCUCUUCGUUUUGACCAAAUUAAACGUGAUAGCAGAUAGA